Molecule: messenger RNA, 1387 nt
Organism: Ostrinia nubilalis (European corn borer)
Lineage: Eukaryota; Metazoa; Arthropoda; Insecta; Lepidoptera; Crambidae
Product: dendritic arbor reduction protein 1-like
Exons: 7
Coding region: 1-1344 (447 amino acids)
Biological process (GO): regulation of transcription by RNA polymerase II
Molecular function (GO): DNA-binding transcription factor activity, RNA polymerase II-specific; RNA polymerase II cis-regulatory region sequence-specific DNA binding
Source: RefSeq, a predicted model, not a curated record
AUGUCGCGCCGUAAUGUAGUAAGUAACGGAUACCAGCCCUCGCUAUCGGUCGCGCAAGAGCCUAAUCACUUUCGUUGCAACCCCGGCAAGGAGGUCGCGGGCUGCGCGCUAUCACGCAGUCAGCUCCGCGCAUUGGCUGCGCGCAGGCGUGCGCGGGACACGCGACACGCGACACGACGCGCGACACGCGACACGACGCCACACGCCACGAGCCCGCGCUCCGACAGUGCCAGCGCCCGCGCCCCGGCCUCGCCGGGAAUGGAGACCUGCUGUGCUCGCCGAGCCGAGGACCUAGUGGGCGACCAGAUAGUCCCGGGCGGCGGCCGCUGGGGCGCUCCGCACGGCGCCGGGCUGUUCGACUCGUGGUUUCAGAUGCAGACAUCUGAGCUAGAGUCGCUGCUCUGCAAGCAGGAGGGCGCCUCGCUCGCGCCGGCGCACAUGGACCUGUUCGAUGGCGGCCCCUCUUCCCGCGACGAUGCGUUCCUGCGGCCGGCGCUGUGGGAGGACAUCGCGUCCUCGAUCAGGAACAUCGACCCGGAGAACGCGAACAUGCUGGCGCCGCUGGGCGCGACGCACGUCAAGCUGGAGGCGGACGACGCGCUGCUGGAGGAGUGCGCCACGCCGCUGCUCAGCCCGCUGGAGAUCAAGACGGAGCGGCUGUGCGCGCCGGCGUACGCGCACCCGGCGCCGCCGCAGCCGCCGCAGCAGCCGCCCGCCUCCUUCGCCAAGUACCCCCCCUCGCGCCUCGGCUACAUGUCCCCGCUGACCCCGCCCGGCUCCGACCAGGGCAGCCCAGGAAACACUAUGCAGGGCGGGCCGCGCCGGACGCCGCCGCCGCCGUACCACCCGCCGCCGCUGCUGCGGGCACCACACGUCACGCAGCACCAGGUUCAACAUCAUCAUCAUCAGCAGCAUCACACGCAGCAGGCAAUACCCCCGCCGCUGCAAAUGCCGCAGCAGCAGCCGGCGCCGGCGCAGCACGUGCACACGCCGUUACCACACUCACGGCUCGCGUCGCCUCACUCCAUGAAGUACAACCGGCGGAACAACCCGGAGUUGGAGAAGCGGAGAGUUCAUCAUUGUGAUUUUAUCGGUUGUACGAAAGUCUACACAAAGAGUUCGCAUCUGAAAGCUCAUCAAAGAAUACAUACAGGCGAGAAACCGUACACCUGCCAGUGGCCGGAGUGCGAAUGGCGGUUCGCGAGGUCCGACGAGCUGACGCGCCAUUACCGCAAGCACACGGGAGCCAAACCCUUCAAGUGUGCGGUCUGCGAGCGGUCUUUCGCGCGGUCCGACCACCUCGCGCUGCAUAUGAAGCGGCACCUGCCCAAGGCGUCCAAAUGACACGCGAGGAGGGGCGGUGAGCAGCCGCCCGAGUCCCACUCCG